CCUCCAUCAUACUGCAUCAGCCACACAUCUGAGCAACAGCAUCUUCCUGAGCAAGUCUAUCAGCCAUGGAUCCAAAUACUUGCAACUGUGCCGAAGGUGGUUCCUGCACCUGUGGGGAUUCCUGCAAGUGUAAAGACUGCAAAUGCAAGUCGUGCAAGAAAAGUUGCUGCUCUUGCUGUCCACCAGAUUGCAGUAAAUGCAGCCAGGGCUGCGAAUGUGCGACCAAAGGAAGCGAGUCCUGCAGCUGCUGCAAGUGACCCGCUCUCCCGGAUCCAGUCCCAUCUGUCCUGACCGUAGACUAGGUUAUUAAUGCAGUAUGUGUAUAAGAUGUCUGGCCCAUUUCUAUGGAAAUAUAUGUAUUUUGAUAAUAAAGUAUGAGAAAUGAU
Bufo gargarizans (Asiatic toad) is the source of this 386-nucleotide messenger RNA. Its product is annotated as metallothionein-1E-like. The record is from RefSeq and is a predicted model, not a curated record. Gene Ontology annotation, molecular function: metal ion binding. The transcript has 3 exons. NCBI's taxonomy places the organism in Eukaryota, Metazoa, Chordata, Amphibia, Anura, Bufonidae. Bases 66 to 257 code for a protein of 63 amino acids.